AUGGACAAGACAGGCCACCAAUUCACGCAGAAGGACAAUAUCGACGAUACACACAACUAUAACAUCAACAGCGACAAGGACACGGACCACAGAAACAAAAAGCAACGGACAACAGAAGAAAUUACCAAGAGCGAAAAUAGAUCUGAUCAAUACGAGCACAAGGAUGAUCAUGACGACGAAGAUCAGACGAAUGAGGACGACAUCGUGUUGUCAGAGGUUCACAUUCACCCUGACAAUGGUCUCGUUGACCGUAGGACCAUCACAUCAACUUUCCUUCUCUCUCGGAAAGGACAACCUAUACUGGACAGUCAACAGGGGAGCUGUUUGGACAAUAGCAUCAGCGUGAGCAAUAAUAUCAAGGUGCAGGAUGAUGAUCAAGAGAACGAUAAGGACGUGCACGAUGAGGAGCUUGACCUUUGGGACUAUGCGGUGGAAAUUAAGCACGCGAUGGGGACAGACCUCCGAGGCGUGGGGUCCCAGGUGUGGUUGGGCUGUUUUUUGCUGAUCGACUGGAUCGUGCACAUCCGGGAACUGCUUAAUGAUACAACUGUGCUUGAGAUCGGCGCAGGAACAGGACUCGCCUCCAUCGCCACCGAUCUCCUCAUUGCCGUUGACCGUGUCUACUGCACAGAUUAUGAUAACGAUAUUCUACAGAACUGCAUGGCCAACAUUGAUCUCAACUGCGCUCCUGACCAGAAAGUCAAGACUCGGAGGCUGAACUGGCUAAUGGACGACCCACUGGAAUCCAUGGAGAAUGGUGGCCAUACACCUGACCCUUUUGGCUGGUCGUCUCAAGAACGCCAGGACUGGAAAGUUAACGGCGCCUUCAUCUUCGCCGCCGAUGUAGUGUAUGAUGACUCUUUGACGGAUGCGUUGGUCGACUGCCUGGAGAAGCUACUCUCAGAGCCUUUGCCUGCCAGUCACCCACGACACUACAUUGGUCGCGUCGCCUACAUGACCAUGGAGAAGAGGUACAACUUCUCGUUGGAUGAGCUAGCAGUGGUGGCUCAGGCGUACGAGUACUUCAAGGUCCGGAUAGGGCAAUCGUCGUUGAUUGAGGCCGAGGAGAUUGAUGCAUCUACUUUGGCUCGUCACUGUGACUAUGACCGCACCAAGGACUUAGUGCUGUUCCGGAUCGGCAGCAAAGAAUAA
Molecule: messenger RNA, 1152 nt
Organism: Linnemannia hyalina
Lineage: Eukaryota; Fungi; Mortierellomycota; Mortierellomycetes; Mortierellales; Mortierellaceae
Source: the annotation of a GenBank genome assembly